Messenger RNA from Penicillium atrosanguineum, 4335 nucleotides. RefSeq lists its product as uncharacterized. The transcript is spliced from 4 exons. Gene Ontology annotation, cellular component: membrane. The record is from RefSeq and is a predicted model, not a curated record. The coding region runs from base 1 to 4335 and encodes 1444 amino acids. Gene Ontology annotation, biological process: transmembrane transport. Gene Ontology annotation, molecular function: ATP hydrolysis activity; ABC-type transporter activity; ATP binding. Lineage: Eukaryota; Fungi; Ascomycota; Eurotiomycetes; Eurotiales; Aspergillaceae.
AUGCUUGCUUCCAUGUCGGAGCAGUAUCAGAAAUCGGACGAGAUGUCGUCCCCUGAAUCCCCCACCGAUGAACCUCGCGAGGCAAAAUAUCAGAAAAGCUACGACACCCUCGCCGUCCCUGAAAUGAAACUCCAUGAAGCCAGCAGCUCCGAAACUCUCAACUCUCCUCAAACCCCGACUACUCCAUCUCCCAAGAAGAAUACAGAAUGGGGCAUGACACCGCAAGUCAUUCGGAACGCCCAGCGUGACGAAGCGGCCGGGUUCAAACGCCGUGAGCUUGGAGUGACCUGGCAGAACCUGACAGUGGAAGUUCCCGCUGCCGAAGCUGCGGUCAAAGAGAACAUGAUCUCUCAAUUUAAUGUUCCUCAACUCGUUAAAGACAUGCGUCGGAAACCACCGCUCAAGUCGAUCUUGUCUGACAGCCAUGGCUGUGUCAAGCCCGGUGAGAUGCUACUUGUCCUGGGCCGACCUGGUUCUGGCUGUACCACCCUUCUUAAGAUGCUUGCCAAUCGCCGCGAAGGAUUUCACACCAUCAAGGGUGAUGUGCUUUUUGGAAAUAUGAAACACGACGAAGCAAUCAAAUACCAAGGCCAAAUCGUCAUGAACACAGAAGAAGAGCUUUUUUACCCCCGUUUGACUGUCGGUCAAACGAUCGAUUUUGCCACUAAGCUCAAGGUGCCUUUCCAUCUUCCCGAUGGAGCCAAGAGCGUCGAUGAAUAUACUGCGGAGACUAAGCAAUUCCUUCUGGAGUCUAUGGGAAUCUCUCAUACUGCUGACACAAAAGUUGGAAAUGAAUAUGUCCGUGGCGUAUCUGGCGGAGAAAGAAAGCGAGUCUCUAUUAUUGAGUGUCUGGCAACAAGGGCCUCGGUUUACUCCUGGGAUAACAGUACUCGCGGUCUAGAUGCUAGUACAGCAUUGGAAUGGGCGAAAGCUCUUCGCGCUAUGACCGACGUGCAAGGACUUUCCACCAUCGUCACCCUUUAUCAAGCCGGAAACGCCAUUUAUAACCUAUUCGACAAGGUUCUUGUCCUUGACGAAGGAAAGCAAAUUUACUACGGCCCUGCUGCGCAAGCAAAGCCGUUUAUGGAGAAUCUUGGUCUGAUGUAUACUGAAGGAGCCAAUAUCGGCGACUUUCUCACCGGUGUGACUGUUCCGACCGAGAGAAAGGUCAGAUCUGGCUGGGAAAAUAGAUUCCCUAGAACCGCCGAUGCCAUUUUGACUGAGUACAAGAAUUCGGCGAUAUACAAACACGAGAUAUCUCUUUACGACUAUCCAAACAGCGAUGUUGCAGCUGAGCGCACAGAGGCCUUCAAAGAAUCUGUCGCCUGGGAAAGAUCUAACCAUCUGCCCAAAAGCAGUGACCUGACUAUCAGUUUCUGGGCCCAAGUCUCUUCCUGCACGAGGAGACAGUACCAGAUUCUGUGGGGUGAGAAGUCUACGUUCUUGAUCAAGCAGAUCUUGUCAUGUGCAAUGGCAUUAAUCGCUGGUUCAUGUUUCUACAACUCCCCUGCUACCUCUGCUGGAAUUUUCACCAAAGGUGGUGCCAUCUUCUUCUCGCUCUUGUAUAACUGCAUUGUGGCCAUGUCUGAGGUUACUGAGUCCUUCAAAGGACGCCCUAUCCUGAUCAAGCAUAAGAAUUUCGCUAUGUACCACCCGGCUGCGUUCUGUCUGGCUCAGAUCACGGCGGAUUUCCCCGUUCUGCUGUUCCAAUGUUCGAUCUUCUCGGUUGUCAUCUACUGGAUGGUUGGGCUGAAGCACACCGCGGCUGCAUUCUUCACUUUCUGGGCUAUCCUCUUCACUACAACUCUGUGUAUCACCGCUUUGUUCAGAUGCAUCGGAGCCGCAUUUAGCACUUUCGAAGCUGCUUCCAAGAUCUCUGGAACCGCGGUCAAGGCCAUCGUCAUGUACGCUGGUUACAUGAUUCCCAAGCCAAAGAUCAAGAACUGGUUUGUUGAGCUGUACUACACAAAUCCAUUCGCAUAUGCCUUCCAGGCCGGCAUGUCCAAUGAGUUCCAUGGCCAGUACAUUGAUUGUGUCGGCCGAAACCUCAUUCCUAAUGGCCCGGGCUAUGAAAAUGUCGGAGAUGCCAACAAAGCCUGUGCAGGCGUUGGUGGUGCUACUACUGGUGCUACUUUCGUGACUGGCGACCAAUAUCUUGGAUCUCUGCAUUACCAUGCCUCUCAAAUGUGGCGAAACUUUGGCAUCCUCUGGGCUUGGUGGGGCUUUUUCGCAAUCUUGACCAUUAUCUAUACCUGCUUCUGGAAGGGCGGAGCCGCCAGUGGAUCGUCUCUUCUCAUCCCUCGUGAGAGCCUCAAGAAACACCAAGCUCACAGCGAUGAGGAAGCCCAGGGCAACGAAAAAGGCGCUCCCCGUACGACCACAGAUGAGCCUGUUGAGGUUGAUGACGAGAGCCUUGUUCGAAACACAUCAAUUUUCACAUGGAAGAAUCUUACAUACACCGUCAAAACCCCUACUGGAGAUCGCGUUCUGCUUGAUAACAUUCAUGGAUGGGUCAAGCCUGGCAUGCUUGGCGCUCUGAUGGGAUCGUCCGGUGCAGGCAAAACGACGCUACUUGAUGUGCUCGCUCAACGCAAAACCGAUGGUACAAUCAAUGGCUCCAUCUUGGUUGAUGGUCGACCUCUUCCCGUAUCAUUCCAAAGAAUGGCCGGUUAUUGCGAGCAACUGGAUGUUCAUGAACCGUACGCUACUGUGAGAGAGGCCCUACAAUUCUCUGCUCUCCUGCGCCAGUCCCGCGACGUUCCGAAGGCAGAGAAGCUCAAGUAUGUCGAAACUAUCAUUGAUCUUCUCGAGCUUCACGAUCUCGCCGAUACUCUUAUCGGUUCCGUGGGAAAUGGACUCAGCGUGGAGCAAAGAAAGCGUGUGACUAUUGGCGUGGAACUGGUUUCAAAGCCUAGCAUUCUUAUCUUCUUGGACGAGCCUACAUCGGGUCUUGACGGUCAAUCAGCCUAUAACACAGUCCGUUUCCUCAGAAAGCUUGCCGACGUCGGUCAAGCAGUCCUUGUCACCAUUCACCAACCUUCUGCGCAGCUGUUUGCCCAAUUCGAUACCCUCCUGCUUCUCGCCCGCGGUGGGAAAACGGUCUACUUUGGAGAUAUCGGUGAUAAUGGAGCCACAAUCAAGCGCUAUUUCGGCCAGUACGGUGCCGACUGUCCCGCCGAAGCCAACCCGGCCGAGUUCAUGAUCGAUGUGGUUACUGGCGGUAUUGAGGCGGUCAAGGAUAAAGACUGGCAUCAGAUCUGGCUUGAGUCACCCGAACAGCAUGCGAUGAUUGAUGAAUUGGACAGAAUGAUCGAUGACGCCGCAAACAAGUCCGCUGGAACAGUCUCAGAUGGUUAUGAGUUCUCCAUGCCUCUGUGGGAACAGAUCAAGAUCGUCACUCAGCGUAUGAACGUCGCACUCUUCCGAAACACCAACUACGUCAAUAACAAGAUGUCCCUGCACAUCAUUUCUGCGCUUCUCAACGGUUUCUCCUUCUGGAGACCCGGACCAAGUGUGACCGCCUUGAACCUUAAGAUGUUCACAAUCUUCAACUUCGUCUUCGUCGCCCCCGGUGUCAUCAAUCAGCUUCAACCCCUCUUCAUCCAGCGCCGCGAUAUAUACGAUGCCCGUGAAAAGAAAUCCAAGAUGUACUCCUGGGUCGCUUUCGUCACCGGUCUGAUCGUUUCUGAAUUCCCCUACCUCUGUAUCUGUGCGGUGCUCUACUUCGCCUGCUGGUAUUACCCUGUCUGGAGACUCCCUCAUGACUCGGACCGUUCCGGCGCGAUUUUCUUCAUCAUGCUGAUCUACGAAUUCAUCUACACCGGCAUCGGCCAGUUCAUCGCCGCCUACGCACCCAACCCUACUUUCGCUGCGCUCGUCAACCCCCUCAUUAUCAGUAUUCUGGUCCUCUUCUGUGGUGUCUUCGUGCCGUAUACUGAGCUCAAUGUUUUCUGGAAGUACUGGAUGUACUACCUUAACCCGUUCAACUAUGUCGUUUCCGGAAUGUUGACUUUCGGCCUCUGGGACGCGAAGGUUACCUGUAACGAGGAUGAAUUCGCCGUGUUCGAUCCGAUCAACGGCACUUGUGCGCAGUACCUUAAGGAGUAUAUGGCCGGCGCAGGAUCCAUGGUCAACCUGAUCAAUCCGGAUGCCACCACCGGCUGCAAGGUGUGUGAGUACACUGAUGGCAGUGACUUCUUGAAGACUUUGAACAUCAACCAUUACUACGUUGGAUGGAGAGAUGCUGCCAUCACGGUGAUCUUCGCUAUCAGUGGAUAUGCUUUGGUUUUCGGACUGAUGAAGUUGAGAACAAAGGCUUCGAAGAAAGCUGAGUAG